AUUUGAGUUAUUAACUACAUUGUUUAUCUAUUUUUCUUUCCACCCAGUCAAUUCCCUUGGUCUCAUUCCCAUGCACAACAUGCAGUAGUCUGACAGUAGGGCAGUGCAGGAUGCAGACUGUGCUGAGUAAUGAUGUAGUACAAUGGUACAGUAGUACAGUGGUCCAGUAGUACAGUAGUACAGUAGUACAUGGGCUCUGUGGUCCAGCAGGACAGUACUUUGGGGUUUGGGAUGCUCGAUGAUCAGUAAACAUGGCGAUAGCUCACGUUGCUACAGAAUAUGUGUUUUCGGACUUCUUGUUGAAGGAAUCCGGUGAAGGGAAAUAUAAAGGGGUGCGACUGGAGCUGGCAGCGGAUAAACUGGUGACUGUGGUCGCGGUGGGAUUACCACUUCUGCUCAUUUCUCUGGCUUUUGCUCAGGAAGUGUCUGUGGGCUCCCAGAUAAGCUGUUUUCCACCAAACAACUUCACCCUGCGCCAGGCCGCGUAUGUGGACUCAUUCUGCUGGGUAGCUGCCGGAAGCCAAAAAUCCGAGGAUGGAUCCCCCCUGUGGUUACAUAAGUUCUUUCCCUACAUCUUCCUGUUGCUGGCUGUCAUCGUGUACAUGCCCGCUCUCUUCUGGCGCUUCGCGGCCGCUCCUCAGCUCUCCUCGGACCUCAGUUUCAUCAUGGAGGAGCUGGACCGCUGCUACAAUCGCGCCAUCCGCCACGCCAAGAGCCUGGCAACAAGCAAACCUGAGAACAAGGACUCCCCUGAGGACCCUCUCAGUGGUCUAGAGAUGACGGAGGGCUGCUUUAAGCUUCCUCUAGUAGAGCAGUAUCUGAGGACCAAGUGUGGGAAACGGCCACUGGCGUGGAAGUACCUGAUCUGUCGGACCCUCACUCUGGUCACUUUGCUUCUGGACUGCCUGUACCUAGCCUACUACGUCUGGCUGGCAUCACCCAGUGACCAGUUUCCCUGUAACAUAAACACAGGUGUCCUGAAUGAGAGUGGUUUUCCUCCAGUGGCAUGUAAGCUGGUAGCUGUGAGUGUAUUCCGCCUGCUGAGCUGCAUUAACCUGGCCGUUUACCUGCUGCUCAUUCCUGCCGUCAUUAAUUCCGCCAUAUUGCCUAACCGACAGGGGCUGCAAGAUUCCCUGUUUCGCCCCUACAGGCUUCUGCCCGCCUUCAGCCACGCUCAGGGACUGAACACCAACUUCUGUCGAUACGACGACCUCAGUAUCUACCUGCUCUUCCUGGAGGAGAAUCUAAGCGAGCUGAAGAGCUAUAAGUGCCUGCAGGUAUUAGAGCUACUAACAGAGGGCGAGAGUGAAAACCUUGACACUAUGUGCCUCCUGAGGAGUCUUGGACAAGCUAGGGACGAUUUGGUGGACCGGAAGGUGGCAGCCAUAGUAGUUAGCAACAGCCAGACAGAUCUUGUAAAGGAAGAAGCGGAGUCUGAUAAACUCAAGGAUGUCUCCACUGUUCUGAUUCAGGAUGGAGCUCAGAAAGGACCCGGCUUCGACUUUGUGAAGGACGUGAGACAAAGAGCUGUCUGA
Trichomycterus rosablanca is the source of this 1535-nucleotide messenger RNA. RefSeq names its product pannexin 1b (gene panx1b). The transcript has 7 exons. The record is from RefSeq and is a predicted model, not a curated record. Gene Ontology annotation, molecular function: wide pore channel activity. Gene Ontology annotation, cellular component: plasma membrane. Gene Ontology annotation, biological process: cell-cell signaling; monoatomic cation transport; positive regulation of interleukin-1 production. Lineage: Eukaryota; Metazoa; Chordata; Actinopteri; Siluriformes; Trichomycteridae. The coding region runs from base 252 to 1535 and encodes 427 amino acids.